UAAUGCAGAGGAAACUGUUUAUCAGUUUCCUCUUUUGUUGGUAAAGCCUGUUUUGGACCUGUAGCCCUGGAGAUUUCUUAGAGAUUUGGGAGGGGAUGAAAUCUCCAAUCCUGGGCCCCAUAUAUUUGGGAGCAGCCAGCGUGCUGAUUGCACAGGUGUGUGCAGGUCUUUUAGGGAAGCCAGGCCAUGAUUCUGGGCUCCACCCCGGCAAACUGAGUCGGGAGGGCUACCACCCAGCAGGAGGAUUCCAACCCGGCAGGCAGGAAGGUCUCUGCCGUGGAGUCAGAGUGGAAGCCAGACUAGCUGUUGCUAGU
Molecule: messenger RNA, 314 nt
Organism: Staurois parvus
Lineage: Eukaryota; Metazoa; Chordata; Amphibia; Anura; Ranidae
Source: the annotation of a GenBank genome assembly